Messenger RNA from Castor canadensis (American beaver), 7007 nucleotides. It is a transcript of the gene Wdr26, whose product is annotated as WD repeat domain 26. Gene Ontology annotation, biological process: proteasome-mediated ubiquitin-dependent protein catabolic process. The record is from RefSeq and is a predicted model, not a curated record. NCBI's taxonomy places the organism in Eukaryota, Metazoa, Chordata, Mammalia, Rodentia, Castoridae. Gene Ontology annotation, molecular function: protein binding. Gene Ontology annotation, cellular component: GID complex.
AAGCCCGGACUCCAUUAGGCAGCAGCUGGGGGAAGAAUCAACACACCAGGGAGCGGAGCGGCGCGCACCGAGCUCAGAGGCGGCUGCUGCCCGCGCCGCCGCCGGGGCUCAGCCGCGGGGCCCGCGCCCCGUCGCCCCCCGCGCGCCCCGGGCGCCGCGCGCGCCCCGGAGGGGGGGGAAGGCCGUCCUCCUUCCCCCUCCUCCGCGCCCGCCCGGCCGACCCCGCGACCCCCGCUCCCCCGGCCCCCACCACGGCCUCUCUCGGCGAGGAAACUCUGGCCUCCGCUUCCUCCUCCGACUCGGACGCCGGCGGAGCCUCCCCGCCCCCGCGGAAGAAGCCCCGAGCCUCGGCGGCGGAGGGAGCAGGAGAGCCCGGGGCCUCGUCGGGCCGCGCAGGCCGCUCCCCCCCGCCCGCGUCGCCCGCGUCCUCGCCGGCCGCCUCCUCCUCCGUGGUGCUGGUGGUGGGGCUCCCCGCGGCCGCCCCCGCCGGCCCCCGAGGCAGCGGCCCCAGCCCGGCCAGCGGCGGCGCCAUGCAGGCCAACGGGGCGGGAGGAGGCGGCGGGGGCGGCGGGGGCGCGGGCGCGACCCCGGAGCUCGCCUGCCUGGCGGCGCAGAACGGGGAGGCGUCCCCGGCGGCCGCGGGGGACCUGGCGCACGCCAACGGGCUGCUACCCGCAGCCCCCGCCGCCGCCGGCAACAAUGGCACCGGCCCGAGUGUCAACAACGGGGUCCCCGGCGGGGCCGCCGCCUCCCUGGCCGCCCCCGAGCUGGGCAGCAGCCUCAAGAAGAAGAAGCGGCUCUCGCAGUCGGACGAGGAUGUCAUCAGGCUGAUCGGACAGCACCUGAAUGGCCUCGGGCUCAACCAAACUGUUGACCUCCUCAUGCAAGAGUCAGGAUGUCGUUUAGAACAUCCUUCUGCUACCAAAUUCCGAAAUCAUGUCAUGGAAGGAGACUGGGAUAAGGCAGAAAAUGACCUGAAUGAACUAAAGCCUUUAGUGCAUUCUCCUCAUGCUAUUGUGGUAAGAGGCGCACUUGAAAUCUCUCAAACGUUGUUGGGAAUAAUUGUGAGGAUGAAGUUCUUGCUGCUGCAGCAGAAGUACCUGGAAUACCUGGAGGAUGGCAAGGUCCUGGAGGCACUUCAAGUUCUACGCUGUGAAUUGACGCCACUGAAAUACAACACAGAGCGCAUUCAUGUUCUUAGUGGGUAUCUGAUGUGUAGCCAUGCAGAGGAUCUCCGAGCAAAAGCAGAAUGGGAAGGCAAAGGAACUGCUUCCCGAUCAAAGUUAUUGGACAAACUUCAGACCUAUUUACCACCAUCAGUGAUGCUUCCCCCACGGCGUUUACAGACUCUCCUGCGGCAGGCGGUGGAACUGCAAAGGGAUCGGUGCCUAUAUCACAAUACCAAACUUGAUAAUAAUCUAGAUUCUGUGUCUCUACUGAUAGAUCAUGUUUGUAGUAGGAAGCAGUUUCCCUGUUAUACUCAGCAGAUACUUACGGAGCAUUGUAAUGAAGUGUGGUUCUGUAAAUUCUCUAAUGAUGGCACUAAACUAGCAACAGGAUCAAAAGAUACUACAGUUAUCAUAUGGCAAGUUGAUCCGGAUACACACCUGCUAAAACUCCUUAAAACAUUAGAAGGACAUGCUUAUGGUGUUUCUUACAUUGCAUGGAGUCCAGAUGACAACUAUCUUGUUGCUUGUGGACCGGAUGACUGCUCUGAGCUUUGGCUUUGGAAUGUACAAACGGGAGAAUUAAGGACAAAAAUGAGCCAGUCUCAUGAAGACAGUCUGACAAGUGUGGCGUGGAACCCAGACGGGAAGCGCUUUGUGACUGGAGGCCAGCGUGGACAGUUUUACCAGUGUGAUCUGGAUGGAAACCUCCUGGACUCCUGGGAAGGAGUGAGAGUGCAAUGCCUUUGGUGUUUGAGUGACGGGAAGACGGUCCUGGCAUCAGAUACACACCAGCGAAUUCGGGGAUAUAACUUUGAGGACCUUACAGAUAGGAACAUAGUACAAGAAGAUCAUCCUAUUAUGUCUUUUACUAUUUCAAAAAAUGGCCGAUUAGCUUUGUUAAAUGUAGCAACUCAGGGAGUUCAUUUAUGGGACUUGCAAGACAGAGUCUUAGUAAGAAAGUAUCAAGGUGUUACGCAAGGGUUUUAUACAAUUCAUUCAUGUUUUGGAGGCCAUAAUGAAGACUUCAUCGCUAGUGGCAGUGAAGAUCACAAGGUUUACAUCUGGCACAAACGUAGUGAACUGCCGAUUGCGGAGCUGACAGGGCACACGCGUACAGUAAACUGUGUGAGCUGGAACCCACAGAUCCCAUCCAUGAUGGCCAGCGCCUCAGACGAUGGCACUGUUAGAAUAUGGGGACCAGCCCCUUUUGUAGACCACCAGAAUAUUGAAGAGGAAUGCAGUAGCAUGGAUAGUUGAUGGCGAAUUUGAAGCAGACGACUUCUGUUUAACUUAAAAUUAGUCGUAUUUUAAUGGCUUGGGAUUUGGUGCAAACAAACAUGAUUGAUAGCUGGACAGACAUGCUCGUCAUGAAAAAAGAACCAUUUCUGAAGCCCGAUUGGGGCCAAACAUUUACACCUUGCUUCAUAGUAACCAGUUGAGAUGAAGCACGUCGUUAGAACGUUGUUGGACACCAUGUUGAAUUAUCCCCCCAUCGGUUGUGAAGAACUGUGCUACAUUCAGGCUUACCCAUUGAACUCAGUAUAUAUAUAUUUUUUCCCUCCUGCCUUUUGUCUGGCGGGCUACCAUUCUUGUUGCUCUUCUGUGUAAUGAAGUUUAAAUGCUUGUUUGGAAAACUUUAUUUAACAGUUUAGAAGGCCUGAUAGAAAGAGUGCAUUAGUCUGAAGAGUAUACAUUGGAUAGGAAAGAAUUUCCUUCGUUUGUUUCUCCAAAUCUUUCCGCCUUACUUAGCUUGAGAUCUUUGCAGCUUGGUUCAUGGAUUCUAGCCUUGCCCGUUGCGCAGUAUAUACUGAUCCAGAUGAUAAACCAGUGAACUAUGUCAAAAGCACUCAAUUACAUUUGACAAAAAGUUUUGUACUUUUCACAUCGCUUGUUGCCCUUAAAAGGGUUAACAGCACAAUUUUUUAAAAAUAAAUUAAGAAGUAUUUAUAGGAUUAAAGUGACUUCAUUUGUAUACAUUUGGAAUCUAAACCAGCUUAAAAAGAGUUUCCUCUAUGGCUUAGAUACGGAGUAAGGCUGAUGCUCUUCUGGAAUGCAUGAGACCGGUCAGAACAGAGCUUGGAAGGACAUUACACAGGAAACACAGAGUAAGACGUUGAAGGCCCCCAACCCUUUUUGUUUUAUCCUGAAGUAACAUCAAUACGAUGUUGAAGAAAUUCAAGGUUCAAAAUGAGAGUUUGAAUAUACCAACAGGAGAGAUGAGGCAUCAGUCUAGGUUUUCAACAAAGCUUGUUCCAAGUUGUUUUUGACUUGGCAAGAGAGUAGAGAUCAGCAGAUUGGACCACUUUGGAAGUUUAUAGUAGAGUCAAGACUUAGAAGAAUUCAGCAGGUUACAAACAUACUUAAAUGGGGGUUAAAACCUCAUUCAUUUCUCCUAAUGCCCUUAAUAUCUGACAUAUAGGAUAUAAACAUUUGAAGAAGGUUCCUACUCAGCUUUUCAGAUGUUGCCAUACUGAACCUCAUUCAAACUGGUGCUGUGGACAGUCUUUCCCCUCUCCCUCACCUUUUAGUUUAAGGAAAGGUUUCCUUCAUGGAAAAAGGACUUAAUUUUGAGAAUUUCGUAUUUAAAACAAGCUAAAAGCCUUGUGUUCCCAUAAUAACAGCUGAGUACUACAUAUUUGGUCUCCCUGGACAGUCCCUGCUUUUCAGUAGAGGAAAAUCGGGUGAUGACGGCUGUUCUUUGGAAAGAAGAGCAGGGAAAAACCCAAGUAAGAGUCUGAUGAAGAAAAAAUUGUACCAUGUUCCCUUUAGGCCUCCUAUUACCAUGACUAUCCCCCUUCAGGACCUACAAACAAGGGAAAGUCAUAGAUUUAGGAAUUCUUCCAUUGAUGGGGUGGCAGGGAAUGGGUGGCAGCAGGGAGAAAAGGGGGGAAAUCCAGGGAAAGGGAGAAGAAAGACAAACACAUUUGGCCUUAAAAUAGUGUGCAUUCUCCCAAAAGCCCAUAGUAAGAGAAUAUGACAGUUCGUGGUCAGGUUAUUUUAUCAAAUUGGUGUGUAGAAGAGUUCUUCAAUCUCCAUUUUGCAGAGACCACCACUUUAGAGAAUCAGAAUUCCUGUUUUGAUACUCUUAAGUUAACUAUAUGUUACCGUUUAUCUGGUACUUCAUUUUUUCUUGACUAAAAUUACUUUUUACUUUAAGCUUGAAUAAAAAUCUUCAUUGGUAACUGUAUAUAAUUAAGUGGCAACUUCUCUUUACCUCAGUACAGUUAAAACCAUUUAUAUUUUAAAUGAUUUAUGUAAACCCUGAAGCCAUUAACACACCCCAUUCUGUACAGUAACAUCACUAACAAAAUGUGGGCUUUGAAAUGCCACAGCCCUUUACAAAUGUGGUUACAGUGUGCUAGAGUACACAUGUAACAUUUGCUGAGAUCUGCGCUCACACAGAGGAGAUUGUACUACUGCAGCCAGCUACCCUUAGAUCUGAGUUUUCAGAGUGCUCCUGAAGUACAGGUAAAAACACUUUAAAAAGUGAGUAAAAGUGAGGCACCUUUUCGAGGACAUAGCACCUAUUAAAAUGGGGUACCAACUAUGCAAAGGUUUCUGUAGCAGCUAGGUGAGUCUGUUCUGGGGUCUCUCUUAACUGACAGCUUCCUGUAAACUGGUACUUUACUGUGCCAAUUUGCUGUAAACAUCUUCCAUACAUUUGCCAAGUACUGAAUGUGUUGGAAAGGCAAAAAAAAAAAGAUGGAGAAACCUAGAAUUUUAUGGUAUAAGAACCUGGUGGCCAGAUUUUCUAAUUCAUAGCUAUUUUCUGAAAACUGAAUAAUGCUAUAGAUUGUAUGGUAGGCUUAAGAGUGAGAAUUCUGCCAAAACAGCCACAAGAUACUAACAAGUAUAUAAAUUGAAAAGUACCAAUACUUUUUGCACAUAGAUCAAAAUAGAGUGGAGAAUUUUUGGCUCCAAAAAUCAGGUUAGUAGGCUCAUUUCCAUGUGCUUAAAAAUGUUUUUGUUGAUGUUAUGCAUUGAUUAAGGGCUAGAGCAAGAAUGAAAUUAAAUGUCUUUUUCCUCUUAAGUAACUGAUUAUUAAUGGUAAAGUGUUGGAUUUGGGAUUGCUAAGGUUGGUGCGUGGGCAGUAAUAAUUUAGUGGGAGUUAGUUGGGAGAGGUAACAAUGCUUGGUUGUCAGUUUUUGUAUUAGUAUUCAUGCCACUUACAUUUUGUUGCUCUUGUUAGCCAGAUAAAUGUGUUAUACUAAUCCAGGUAAGUAGUUUAAAUGGAAGAAAUUCUAUUUGCAAAUGUCCACAAACCAGCCCACUUUAAUGGGUGGGAGUACAAAAAGGGAUUCUCUAAUGUUCAGUAAUUUAAAAAACCUGCUAGUUGAAAGGGAAAAAAAUUUUUGUCAAUAUUUUCUUACUCUGAAAAAAACACAAGUAGUAAUUCAUUGAGUUUUAAUAUUAGGAGUGUUCUGCCUCUAGAGUGGCAUUCUGUGACAUUAAUAGAAAAUCCUUCUUUCCCACCCCUCCCCAUCUUGAAAUUUUCUUUUUUAGGAUGUUGGUUCCUGCAAACAAGAACUGACCCUAUCACCUCUGCCUCACAGUGGGUAAAUAUCUCGCACAUCUCUUGAAAGGGAGCAGGUCCUUGUCAGUUUUUCACAGCAGAAGAAUGGCUGCUUUUGAAUGGGGAGGAAAGAAGACAUUUGUCUUAAUAUCCUUUUUGUCCCAUCUCUAAAAUGUAUAAAUAUUAUUUAAUUUAAUUUCUUAUUUAGACUUUAGCAGUUCCUCCUUUUGGAUUGCUGCCAAAACAUUUUUAUUUCCAUUUCAGAAACCAUAUGUGAUUCAACAUAAAUUGCUAACUUGAAAAGAAGUGAAUUUGCAUUUAUACUAGACACUUUCUAAAAACAGGGUUAACUUAAUUGAAAUUUUUCAGUGCCGUUCAGCUAUUGUUAGAGUAGCUGCCCUCUAUUUGCAAAAAUGAAAAGUGUAAAAACCUAUCCCCUAUCUACUUAAUCCAGAUAACCUGGAUUUAAUGAAGCUAAUAGUAUAAAAGUGUGUGUGUUGUGUGUAUGUGUGUUGUGUGCAUGUGUGGGAGAGAGAGCACUUGAUUCAUAAAAAGUCCUGGAAAUGGCUUUUCUAGGUUCUUGUCAAUUUUACUAGAAGUCUUGUGCAUAUGUGCAUUGCCCUUUGAGUUUAAGGCUUGGUUAAUACUCAUAUAUUUUUAUAAGAUUGAAAUUGUGUCCUCAUCUAUAAGCAUUUUCAUUAUCAGGGUCAGUAUGCUAAAACUGAAUUACAACAUUUUUAGGCACAGAUGGAAAUGUUACUUGGCUCCUUGAAAAUGUGUGUGCGUGGCUAGGGCAAUACAGACCCACACAAGCAUGCAUGUGCUUACAAACCAAGCUGUAGAGAUCAAGAAAAGAGCUUCAGUGUUGAUCUCUCAAGAUUUCUAAAUUGUCAGGAUUUACAUGGCAUUGUGGUGGAACUAGUUAACACUUAGAGCUUUUGGUAUGUAAUAACUAUUUGCUAUGGACUGAUGAAAUAUUUCAGAGGAUUGUGUUCUUAAAUUUGGGUUUUGUUUUUUUUAACUGCCUCUCAGAUUAUAUUUAGUAUUUCUUUGCUUUAUUAUUCCUUGAAAGUAUAAAAACUUCAGGUCUCAUAUUUAUUUUCACUUAUCCUACUAAUUAUUUACCAGACACCUUUUUGUUGACUUUUAUUUUAUAAUUGUGUGGUAUUUUAAAUGUCUUUAAAGUUUUUGUUUGAUUGAAACUACAUUAACUUUGAUUUGGUUUAUUGAGAUUUCUUUUUUAAUACAUCCUUUCCAUGUCAGUGCACAGCACUUCCCAGUCGUUUGUAUUCCCUUUCAAUCCAAUAAACAGAAUGAAUAACUAA